UACCGUCACAUUGUAGCCAUGGAGAAGGGAAGUUCAACUUGCAGCAGCCACCAGCUGGAGGAGAAGAAGGGAGAUGAUAAUGGCGGAAGCAACAAAACAGUAGCAUUUCACAAGCUUUUCACCUCUGCCGCCGACUCGACAGACGCUCUUCUGAUGACGCUGGGCACGAUUGGCGCCAUGGGGAACGGGCUCGCCAUGCCUCUCAUGUCCAUCUUGUUCGGACAGCUCACCGAUUCUUUCGGACAGAACCAGCAGAGCAGCAGCGCCCAAGUGGUGCAUUUGGUGUCCCAGGUUUCUGUCAGGUUUGUCUACCUGGCAGCUGCUUCUGCUGUGCUGGCUUUCCUCCAGGUGACUUGCUGGAUGGUGACAGGGGAGCGGCAGGCUGCGAGGAUUAGGGUUUUGUAUCUGCAGACUAUAUUGAGACAGGACAUCGCGUUUUUCGACGGGGAGAUGAACACCGCGGAUGCGGCUAUUAGGAUCUCUAAUGACACCAUUCUGAUCCAAGAUGCCAUGGGCGAGAAGGUUGGAAAAUUCAUCCAGCUUCUGGCGACAUUCAUCGGAGGAUUGGUGAUAGCAUUCAUCAAAGGCUGGCUUCUCACCCUUGUUCUGCUAAGCUCCAUCCCUGUGUUUGUCGUAUCUGGUUGGAUCAAGUACUUGGCGAUAGCGAAGAUGCUAUCCCGAGGGCAAACAGCAUAUUCAAAAGCUGCAAAUGUGGUCGACCAGACAAUUGGAUCAAUAAGAACAGUUACAUCAUUUACUGGGGAGAAGCAGGCCAUAGAAAACUACAAUAAGCAUCUCGUUGAUGCUUACAAAUCCGGUGUCAAUGAAGGCUUGGUUACUGGAUUAGCUCAAGGGAUGUUUAUUUUGAUUAUGUUCUGUACCUACUCUAUGGCCAUAUGGUUUGGUGGGAAGAUGGUUCUGGAGAAAGGGUACAGUGGGGGUGAAGUAAUUAGUGUCUUAAAUGCUAUCUUGACCGGUUCAAUUUCAAUUGGGCAAAUUUCCCCUUGCUUGAGUGCUUUUGCAGUAGGUCAAGUAGCAGCAUAUAAGAUGUUCGAAACCAUAAAAAGGAAGCCAGAGAUUGAUGCUUAUGAUUCAAAGGGGAAGGUGUUUGAAGACAUAAGUGGAGAUAUAGAGUUCAAACAUGUGUGCUUCAGUUAUCCAGCAAGACCAGACGAGCAGAUAUUCAAUGGGUUCUCUGUUUCUAUUAAAAGUGGAACGACUGCAGCUCUGGUGGGCCAAAGUGGGAGUGGGAAGUCGACUGUGAUUAGUUUGAUAGAGAGGUUUUAUGACCCACAAGCUGGUGAAGUUCUCAUAGAUGGGAUUAACCUGAAACAGUUUCAGCUCAAGUGGAUCAGAGGGAAAAUUGGGCUUGUUAGCCAAGAGCCUACACUGUUCACAUCAAGCAUUAAGGACAACAUAGCUUAUGGGAAAGAAGGUGCAUCCAUUGAAGAGAUAAGAGCUGCUUCUCAACUAGCAAAUGCUGCUAAAUUCAUCGACAAGCUACCUCAGGGACUAGAUACUAUGGUGGGUGAGCAUGGAACUCAGUUGUCUGGUGGGCAGAAGCAGAGAAUUGCAAUAGCAAGGGCAAUUUUGAAGAACCCAAGAAUCUUGCUUCUCGAUGAAGCAACAAGUGCACUUGAUAUAGAGUCUGAAAAGGUCGUUCAGGAGGCAUUAGACAGGAUCAUGGUGAAUCGAACAACCUUGAUUGUCGCUCAUCGUUUGAGCACUGUUGAAAAUGCUGAUAUGAUUGCGGUCAUCCACCAUGGGAGAUUGGUUGAAAAAGGUUCUCACACUGAGCUACUCAGCGUUUCUAAUGGAGCAUACUCUCAACUCAUACGUUUACAAGAGUUAAAACAAGAACCUCUAAAGGACCACAAGAAACCAGAAACCCUUAAGGAUCGUCACCUUAGCCACUCAUCCUCAUCAGUCUCAUUAGAAGAUAUGAGCAAUACAAAUCAUAGCCAUGAAACCAUACAAGCUUCUCCAACGACAAAACAUGUUUCUCCAACCAUCUCCAUCAAGCGACUUGCACAUCUCAACAAGCCAGAGCUCCCAGUGGUUCUGGCUGCAACUAUUGCAGCUGCAUUACAUGGCGUUGUGCUUCCAAUUUUCAGCCUCUUUAUGGCACGAGCAUUGAAAUCCUUCUACGAGCCACCACACGUGCUGAGACAGGAUACCAAGUUCUGGGCCUCCACUGUCUUAUCCCUUGGCUUCGCAUCCUUGCUGGUGUUUCCAUCACAUACAUACCUGUUCAGUGUCGCCGGGUGCAGACUGAUACAGCGGAUCAGGUCAAUCUGUUUCGAAAAAGUGGUUCACAUGGAGGUCGGUUGGUUCGACGAGCCCAAGAACUCGACCGCCAUCAUUGGUGCUAGACUCUCGGCAGACGCGACAAUGGUCCGAUCCGUGGUUGGUGACAAGCUCAGCAUGGCUGUACAAACCGCUGCUUCUGUGGUCGCUGGUUUGGUGGUCGCCUUUAGCGCGAGCUGGCAGUUGGCCUUCAUUGUGCUUGCUUUAGUUCCUUUAAUAGGUAUCAAUUGGUUCGUACAAGUCCAAUUCUUCAAAGGGUUCAGCGGCAACGCAAAGGUGAUGUAUGAAGAGGCAAGCCAAGUGGCGAGUGAUGGGAUUGGGAGCAUAAGGACAGUGGCGUCUUUCUGUGGAGAAGAGAAGGUGGUUGAGUUGUAUAGAGAGAAAUGCAAAGGCCCCAUCGAGGCAGGGAUCAGGCAGGGUUUGAUUAGUGGGAUUGGAUUCGGGGUGUCCAACUUCUUGUUGUUUGCUUUCUAUGCAAUCAGCUUUUACGCUAGUGCUGGCCUUGUGAACCGUCAGAAAGCCUCAUUUCGUGACGUUUUCCAGAUCUUCUAUGCGCUUAACUUCAUGGCCAUUGCAGUUUCUCAAAUGAGCACUUUUGGGGCUGAUUGGUCCAAGGCCCGAACUGCAGCUGCUUCCAUUUUCGAGAUCAUAGACAGGAGACCGAAAGUGGAUCCAAGUGAACAGUCAGGAGCGACAUUAGGCAUUGUCAAAGGAGACAUCGAACUCAGGCACAUACAUUUCAGCUAUCCAUCGAGACCAGGCGUUGAGAUUUUCAGAGACCUCAGCUUGGCUAUCCAUUCUAACAAGACUGUUGCUCUAGUGGGAGAGAGUGGGAGUGGGAAGUCCACAGUCAUUGCUUUGCUGCAGAGAUUCUACGAUCCAGAUUCAGGUAGCAUAACUCUCGAUGGAGUGGAUAUCCAGACCCUUCGAGUCAAGUGGCUGAGACAACAGAUGGGGCUUGUCAGCCAAGAACCUGUCUUGUUCAACGACACUGUUCGCGCCAACAUCGCGUAUGGGAAGCAAGGAAAUGCUACGGAGUCUGAAAUCCUGUCAGCGUCAGGACUAGCAAAUGCACAUAAUUUCAUCAGUAGUCUGCAACAGGGAUACGACACGAUCGUCGGAGAGCGCGGCAUUCAGCUAUCCGGAGGCCAAAAGCAACGGGUGGCCAUUGCUCGAGCCAUGGUGAAAGACCCAAAGAUACUGCUUCUGGACGAGGCGACUAGCGCAUUGGAUGCAGAAUCGGAAAAGGUGGUUCAAGACGCGCUGGAGAGAGUGAUGGUGAACAGAACCACGGUGGUCGUGGCUCAUCGGCUGUCCACGAUCAAGAACGCCGAUCUAAUCGUAGUUGUGAAAAAUGGGGCAGUUGUGGAGAAAGGAAGGCAUGAAAGUUUGAUGGCAAUCAAAGAUGGAUUCUAUGCUUCUCUAAUCUCACUUCACACUGGUAAUAAUACCUUUAAAGUACUUUAUAUGAAAUUCACUGAUGCAAGAGUUCUUGAUUUAGAGCUUACUUUACAACAUUCUGAAACCAUUGAGAAAAAGCACAUCAUGAUAUUGAAGGACUGUACUCGAGGCGUAGAAGUCGAGGAAGUCCUGAUUGAGGAAUGGCUUGUACCGCAACGGGUGCUCUUCAUCGACAAGUUCCUCAGGUGCUUCAAUAAUCCCCGUCACGAAUGUAAACAACCCUACAACGUAUCUCGUCUCGUCGCCGUCGAUGAACGACCGAUGGUAGCACGAUUGGAUCCUGUCAUUGCUCCAUGCCUUGUAACAAAAUAAUUGACAAACGUACAUCAAUUUUUAUACGAAGGAUGCAUUAAAAUGUUGCUCUGGUAACUUAAAUGGAAAAAAAGGAUGAAGAAGAAGUAGAAUAACCAUGAGGAUAUCGCCGGCUAAGACGGCGAAGGAGGAGGGUGAGGAAGGGCGGUAAGGAAUCCAUUGACCGUCCCUGGACCGGACCUCAAGCCCAUGAACGUGGUUCUGGUGGAGAACGGUGAUGAAGGACUUGUCGAUGUGGGCCUUGAGUCCAAUAUUGGUCUCCACCGUUGGGCUUCUUUCGUACCUCAGAAGUCGCAGGAGAUAGGUGGUGGAGUUGGCGACUGCCUCCUCCUUGUCCUUGCUUAUCCCAUAGCUUUCCACCAUCAUCUUCACCACCAGUUUCUGUACCUCCGCCAUCAUUAACCCGUAACGGUGCACCACCUCACUGAAAUGGGGAUUGCCUUGAGGCCACAUAAGGUUAGUGAACGCCUCACACGCUGCCUUGUCGGUCACGCCAUCGAGCCCCAGCCCUUCGAAAUUCGGCAGCACCGAGUUCUUCCCGGAGUAGCCUUGAGCCAGCCUGGGGCUCUUGUUCCUCAUCUUGGUCUCCCGAGGAAGGCUGAACAGCUCUUCCAUGGCGCCGUGGACCGAGCCGUGAACCUCCUCCGUCGGCUCGACGACGUCGUACACCAGCUCGAACCACCCGUACUCCUCCAGAGCCAGCCUCGUGGCUCUGCAGGCUGAUGUCCAGUCAGCACCUUGCUCCGUCAGCGCGUCUCCACGUAGGCUGAUGACCGGGAUUCUGGGAACCACGCUGGCUGUAGAACCCAUGAUCGAUCUAUGGAAAGCUAGCUGGCUCUCUGUAGGUAAUGUUUGUGCUGGCCGUGGUUUUUGAAAGGGAAGUAAGAGGGUUGGCUACUUGGCUAGAGGCUAAAAUAGAAGGGGAUU
This is a messenger RNA of Linum tenue, 5007 nucleotides long. The record is from the annotation of a GenBank genome assembly. Lineage: Eukaryota; Viridiplantae; Streptophyta; Magnoliopsida; Malpighiales; Linaceae.